Molecule: messenger RNA, 2492 nt
Organism: Linum trigynum
Lineage: Eukaryota; Viridiplantae; Streptophyta; Magnoliopsida; Malpighiales; Linaceae
Source: the annotation of a GenBank genome assembly
AUAGAUAUCGUGGAUUAAAAUCUUGUCCACCUCUUAGUGGGAUGGCAGCCAUGGUUCCUUAGAUGAAUGUUAGGCUAAAGUUGCUUCCUUUAUCUAUCCCAGGAAGUCUGCUGGGAAGAGGAAGGCAGUGGGGAAGGUUUCAGAGAGUAGGAAUAGCAGUAGUAGUAGCAAGAGAAGGAUUGGGAGUGUUAAUAACGUUGAGAAACAGGCUUCCGUUGAGUCGUGAUGAUUACCUGUAAUCAGUUCGUGAUUUUUCUUUGUGUAGGUGCUUGAUAUGGCUUCAAAUGCCUCCGAAGCCGGAACUCCAAUUGUUAGUGGAGGUGAUGAGACUAUUGGUACUACUUCUACACCUACUACGGGAUCUCAGUCCCAACUUCCUAAUCCCACUAGUGAGAGUGGUAAUGGUGCUGCUGCAGCUGCAGCACCUACUGGUGUAAUGGAAGGUGGACAACCAACAAGAUCUGAUGAGGUUAAUGUUCUUGAUACAAGUGGGCUUAAAAGUGAUGUUUGGCCGCAUUUCAACAGAAUUUUGAAGAAUGGGGUUAUUAGAGCCGAAUGCAUACGAUGUAAGAAGCUCUUAUCUGCUUCUACUGUAGACACCACAUUUUGUCCGGAACAAUCAUCAUGCUAAUAAUAUAUACAUAAAAGGGAGACUUAAUUGUAUCACAAUUAUAUUUGGAAAGGUAACUUAAGUGAAUUGGUUGAGACUAGCAGUAGCAAGUCGAUAUGAACCAAUGAUUACCAUUUUCUGCUCAUAUACAAUCCAAGAAUCAAUUCGAAUGGACACGAGGAUAAGUACUUUUUUGAAGCUUAAUACGCUUUAGGUUUGGGUUUGAAUUUGAGCAUUGGUUUACAAUGCAUAGAAGAAAAGAACAAAUCAAUAAAUACAAAAAAACAUACUUCGCCAUUUUAUUUCUUCCAUGAUACAUUUGAUCGAGAAUUACAUAGAUAACAAAGGAAAGAUAGUAAUUAAAUAUAUGCAAUUAAAAGACCACUCCUUUAUAAACCAUGGACCUGCAAUAGAAGAGAAGAACUAGUCAGUUCUCAAACCCAUACACCAGGUCCACAAUUUAAGCCCAAACCAAAGUAGUUCAAGUCCAAGAAGUAUAAAGCCAGUUUCUUUUCAAGCCCAAACACAAAUCAGAUCGGACCCAACUCGGCCCAAACCCGACAGGCCCAGCUCAGCCAACUGGUUCGAUCCAGAGACCAGCCCAACGAUCCGACCCAGACCAAUUUGGUCUAACCAAAUCCUAUCUACAACCGACCAGGCACACUCUUCAAAGUCAUAUUAAAAAAUUGGACGAAUCAAAUAGUGACAAGUGGCGGUUUGGUUUGCUAUAAAUGAGCUCUUCAGGCUCUUUGUUUUGGGGGGGGGGGGAACGAAAAAAAAGACAGAAGUAGAAAUUCCUAACACACUGAUUUCUUCAUUACAACAGCAAACUCAGUCAAGAAAUCUCAGGGGAGCAGCAAUCAACGAAGUGUUCUUCGAGCAGAAAUCCCAACAAGGUUGGUGCUUUUAACUCCACUUCCAUGAUUCGCGAUUAAUUUCAUCUCAUUUAGCAUCGCUUUUACUCUAUCGUUGUACCGUUAUAAUCGUCCAUCAACUUGCCUACUCAUAUUAAAACGAUUUACUUCGUGCAAACCCCUUUUCAUUCAAGCGCUCUAUUUACUCAUACCAAGUUCACUCAUGUAAUUUCUUUUCGGAUUAAGAUGAGUUCAAUUAAGCGCCUCCAUGCUAUUACAUCAAUUUCUUAUUUAAGUUUUGUCGAUUGAUUAGAAUACUGACUAUAACAACUAACAGUAGAAAGUAAAGUAGACAAACUUUAAAGAACCAAAACCUUCUUCUCUUUUGUAUAUUGGGGGUUAUGAUAGGUGUGAUCUGGAUCCAAUAGGAUCACCCUACAUAAUUAUAUUUCAUAUUUCGAACUCCACUUUGGCAAAGUCACAAGCAGAGGCAGUGAUUUUUAGUUGCCAAAAUUAUCUAUUUUAGAGCAUAUUAAUUACUUCCCAGUUAUAGAAAAUUCAUUUUUUUCUUUUCUUUAUCAUUUUUAGAAAAAUCUAGCAUCCCACCAGUUACUUCUAAAACUAUCCAUCAAACCACCAAGCAUGAAAACAUUCGAGAUCAUCAAACGCACAUACAACAUAUUUUCGAACCACAGAUCUGUAGACUAAAUCUAAACCGCAACACAAUCCUUUCCAUUUAUUUUUUUUUUUUUAGUUUAACCUCCCCAGUCAUACUAAGCUGAGUUUAGAAACCUUACUCAGAUCUCUCAAACUCGAGAAUCUGCACAGAACAAAACAUCAGAGUCAAAACCUAUAGUAACCCAAAAAAUCAAUAAAGAGAAAUAACAAAACAAAAAAAACUACCUGUGUCAUCGUCGGCCUAUCGCCGCCGGUGCCACGCCGCCGGGGAUCCUCGACGCCUGACCUUCUCGUCGACCAAAGCCCUCGCAUAAUACCAAAACCCAAAAAAAAAAACAGAAAUUCAUAUC